CGCGCCGCGGCUCCUCGGUCAGAGCAGGCGGCUCGCGCUCCUCCUCCGAGCGAAACUUUCACAGCGCAAUACAACUUUAUCGAUAUGCAUAUUUAUUAACGCCGUUAUUCGGAUGUGUUUAACCGGCGCGUCUCUGCGAAAGUUUAACCCCGCCGCUCCGUCCAACUUGGGAGAAGCAAGCUGAGGGAAACCGGAGACGAGCACGAGCCCGCGCUCGUCCCCGACGUGGAAACUCAUCAGUUUGCGCUCUGUGUCCUCGCUGAGCGGAGUCGAGCGCCGGUCGACAACUUACUUUGUGCGCUCAGUUUCGAACAAACUUUUGCAAGUUGUAGGAAACGGUCUUUCCGUCGUUGUCGGCAUUAGUGUAUAGCUAAGCGAGCCGCCUCGCGCUUCCUUGCGUCAUCUACAGCUUAUGUGAGGGGCAGCCGCUCGUUUUCCCUCUGCUCGAACUUGUUCUGGAAGGUUCACUAUAAGAACCGGUCCGCGCUGAAACAUGGCCACCGGCGGCUUCAGGUCGGGCGCCACCACGGACUUCCUGGAGGAAUGGAAAGCCAAGCGCGAGAAGAUGAGGGCCAAGAUGCUGGGGGACAUCGCCGCCUCGACGGGCCACGGCGCGCUCACCGCGGUCGCCAGAACGGAGACGCGCAGCGCGGUCGCGAGCGCCGAGCUGACCAGCAACACUAACAGUAGUGGCGGCGCGGAGCGCGGCGCCCCCGCGUCCGGCAGCGGUCCGACGAGGAGGCCGGAGGACGAGCAGCAGCAGCAGCAGCCGCCGCCGCCUCAACAGCAGGCGACCGCCGGCAGGGCGGCCGAGUCUCCGGCCGGGAGCCUGAAGAAAGCGACGCACGCGGAGAAGGCGCCCGCCGCGACUCCGUCGAGCGAGAGCGACAGGGACGGCAAGAGCAAAGAGAAGAAGAGCGCGGGUCCGAGCGCGCGCAAGGGCAAAGGGCAGAUCGAGAAGCGGAAGCUGCGCGAGAAGCGGCGGUCCACAGGUGUCGUGAGCAUCCCGUCCAACGAGAGUCUGGACGAGCUGGAUGAUGAUGACGAUGGCAGUCAGAAGGAGCGCAAGAGAGAGGAAGCCCUCACGCAGCACAACACGGCCCAGAACGAGAGCAUGUCUUCGGACCUGGGCACUGCCCACUUCUUACAGGAGACCCCGAGAUCUACCACAGGCCGAUACAAAAGCUCGGCCGGUCCCGGCCAGGAGGACGACGUGGGUGCGAGCAGCCGACACCGCCAGGGCUACGGCCGGCAAGGCCCCGGGCCCCUGGAGCGGAGGAUCGAAGAGCUGGAGAAAGAGCUGAUUGCAGAGAGGCAGGAGAAUGUGCGGCUGCAGAAAGCGCAGCAGGAGAAAGAGGAGCUCAUCGCCAAGCUGAAGGAGGAGAUCGAGCUGCUCUACAGGGACCUUGAUGACAUCGAGGAUGAGAACGAGCAGCUUAAACAAGAGAACAAGACCCUCCUGAAGGUGGUCGGCCAGCUGACCAGAUAGUUCAGCGAUGGCUCUAUCUCGCCAGGAUGGGAGGUCGGAAGGCGUCCUGGAUUCACGUGUCGUGUCCUGUAUGAGCGUUGGUUUUGUCUGUUUAUACUGUGGAAGAGCAGUUUGCAGGUGGAGGAAAAGAACCCACAGCCCGAAAAGCACCUUCGGUGACCUUUCCUCAACGAGGUUCUCUCCGGCUUCGUUUACGCAGAGGAGACGCUCGCCGGGAGCUACGUGCUCGUUUGGAAUCGUACUUUUAGCUGUUGGGUGGUGCCGUUCUAUUUAAUGUAAAUCCCUUGUACAUAGCCUUUGUCUUUGUUCUGCGAAACUGAAGAACGGCUUCACGGCUCCACAUCUCAUGGAUUUUUGUGUCGGUUCCCGUGUCCGGCGGCUCGACCGCACGCUGACCGAGUGGCACAGUCCAGCGGCGAAUUCUCGUGGUUUUACUGCCACUUCUGCCCAAAAGCGAUUUGAUGGAAUUCCGAACGCAGCAGAAUUGGCACCCUCAGUUGCGACUGGCCGUAGCUAAAGUGUGUGUCUGUGUUUGUGUUUUUUUUCCCUGGGCCCGGGUUCUGCAAAUCACAGAUGCAUUAACUUUCGACUCCCUGCGGGAAGAGAAGCCUGGUGCUUGUCUUUAUAAAGUCACAGCCAGCGUUUCACAGGCAGCGUUACCUUUGCGAAAACCUGGGAGCGCGAGGAGCCUGGAGCCACGACGACGACUGUUUUUUUUUUAGCUGCGAAACACACGGGUCUUUGUUUCCAGCAUCUCGCGCAUCGGCGAAGUCCUGAUGGGGAGAAGGAUGCUUCGCUGUCUCUGCAUUGCUGGUGAACUGAAGCUGAAUAUUAAAAGAAAAGUUAUUGCUAUUUUAAUGUUAUUAAACCUCAUUUAGUGAAAACUGUUAAACAAAAAAAAAAAAAAAAAAAAAAAAUGUAGCAUCUUUGCUUCUAGCUAUUCGUCAUGAACAUUUAACCCAAGAUGCAUCUGUUAACUCGACAGUAGUGUUUUUCUUUUGUAUGGAAAAGAUGCUCUGACUUGUCAAGUGCAUUUGCAUUUUUUUGUUUUCACAUUUUGCUUUUUCUGACGGGGCUUCUUGUAAACAAACCUCUUCCGCUGUCAUACUUGUGAUAAUUUUGAACAAUGUACGUGUCCUUCAGCGCAUUGUGCUUCCUUCCGUUCACGGGGAAAUGGCGGUAAGCGCCCGUCUCGGUGUCGCUCUUGCAGGAGUAGCUCUUUAAUAAACGUUUAAU
Molecule: messenger RNA, 2725 nt
Organism: Scleropages formosus (Asian bonytongue)
Lineage: Eukaryota; Metazoa; Chordata; Actinopteri; Osteoglossiformes; Osteoglossidae
Product: PRKC apoptosis WT1 regulator protein
Exons: 6
Coding region: 494-1489 (331 amino acids)
Biological process (GO): apoptotic process; positive regulation of apoptotic process
Cellular component (GO): cytoplasm
Source: RefSeq, a predicted model, not a curated record